Penicillium subrubescens is the source of this 792-nucleotide messenger RNA. RefSeq lists its product as uncharacterized. Bases 1 to 792 code for a protein of 263 amino acids. The record is from RefSeq and is a predicted model, not a curated record. Lineage: Eukaryota; Fungi; Ascomycota; Eurotiomycetes; Eurotiales; Aspergillaceae. The transcript is spliced from 3 exons.
AUGUCCGGCCGCAAUUUCGUCUCGAGACUCGGGCGACCGAGUCUACGCGUGAGCUCCGCGCGACUGUAUCCCUCGGCGCAGAUCGUCCAUGCGAGACUCUUCUCAACGGCCAAGAGGCUGUUCACCCAGCUACCGAACACACAUAUCUUCCGUGCGAUCAAAGACCAUGACCCGGCCAGUUUGGCGGUAGUGCAUAGCUUAUCUGGUCGGUCAUUCACCUACGGCAAUCUAACCGCCGAUGUCCUCCGCGCAAAGGAAGAUCUCCUGCGAAAGGCGGGUCAGACGAAGGGAAAGUUAUCUGGAGAGCGAAUUGCCUUUAUGGCGGAAAAUAGCUAUGAUUACGUGGUAAUGCUUCUGGCUAUCUUUGGAUGUGAUGCCAUUGCUCUGCCUUUAUCCCCGUCAUUUCCCACGGGUGAAUUGCAGUACAUUCUGGAUAACUCCGAAGCAAAGGUCCUCCUAGCUACGGAGAAAUACGCCAACAAGGCCCAGGAUAUUCUUCAGGCAGGCUUGCAGCAUGAUCCGCUGUUUGAUAUUCGACAGAAACUUGUUGUGGGAGGUUCUGGAAAUGAGUCUGUUUCACUGAAAGACUCAAAAAGCUCGCUUGAGCUGCCAGCAGGUGGCAUGAUGCUAUAUACGUCUGGUACAACGGCUCGUCCGGAGUAUUCAUUCCCGAACGAGCACUCACAGCACAAGCAACGUCCCUCUUGGAAGCAUGGAAAUAUUCUCCACAAGACCGACUCCUACAUCUCCUCCCCUUACACCACAUCCACGGCGUCGUCAACGCGAUCAUAA